AGUGCCCUGGGCUCUUUGAAUAAGAAAUAUCAAAGAAAACACGGGAAGAUAAAGGAAUAAAAAUGGGCUCGCUGCUAAGGCUUGAAGCCCCACAGUGGGGAGAAUUUCACCAGAAGCCAAGCGCCUUUGAGUCACCACCAAGAUUUGCCUGAGGUGCGCUCCGCACAUCCGCCUUAGGGCUGGGAGACACGCCUUCUUCUCACACAAACCUUCCAGAUCCCGGCGUCUCUGCGGACUCAGGGGUGGUGCUACAAGUCCUGCCACAUGCAGUCUUGACGGGCAGGGGCUGGGGACCGGCAGCCGGGGGACGGAUCCAACGCCACAGGUUGGAAAAAUAAGGAUCUGUCCCGGGGAUUGUCGCCCUGUAAAGCAGAUCCUGUGCUGUUGCUGGUGUGGAAGCCUAGGAGGUCAAGGGCUUGGGACAGGGGAAGGAAACCUCUGAAAUCUGACACCCAGUUCUCUCGCAAAGGAAACUUCGCAGGCUGGCCCACCAAGACCAUCACUAUGACCGAUGGGGACUAUGAUUAUCUGAUCAAACUCCUGGCCCUUGGAGAUUCGGGGGUGGGGAAGACGACGUUUCUUUAUCGAUACACAGACAAUAAAUUCAAUCCCAAGUUCAUCACAACAGUAGGAAUAGACUUUCGGGAAAAACGCGUGGUUUAUAACACACAGGGACCAAAUGGAUCAUCAGGGAAAGCCUUUAAAGUACAUCUUCAGCUUUGGGACACUGCAGGACAAGAGCGAUUCCGGAGCCUCACCACCGCAUUUUUCAGAGACGCCAUGGGUUUCUUAUUAAUGUUUGACCUUACCAGUCAACAGAGCUUCUUAAAUGUCAGAAACUGGAUGAGCCAGCUGCAAGCAAAUGCUUAUUGUGAAAAUCCAGACAUAGUAUUAAUUGGCAACAAGGCAGACCUGCCAGACCAGAGGGAAGUCAACGAACGGCAAGCCCGGGAGCUGGCUGACAAAUACGGCAUACCAUAUUUUGAAACAAGUGCAGCAACUGGCCAGAAUGUGGAAAAAGCAGUGGAAACCCUUCUGGACUUAAUAAUGAAGCGAAUGGAACAGUGUGUAGAGAAGACGCAAGUCCCCGACGCUGUCAAUGGUGGAAACUCUGGAAAGCUAGAUGGGGAAAAGCCAGCAGAGAAAAAAUGUGCCUGCUAGAUUCUACCUAGGAACUGAUAAUCAAGAACUCUACCCAAAUAUUACUUCCCAAAACGGCAACAAACCACAAAAUUGUUGAGUAGACCAUGCGUAAUAGCAUGUCUUUCUUUUUCUGGCAGAAAAUCUGUUUUAAGAAACCAGAAUAGUCAACAGUAUUCAAAAGAAUUGACCAAUUGUCCCUGAGGCCCCUCCAAACAAGAUCAAAGAUUUCCAAAUGUGAUUGUACCAUCAUGGAUGCUCAAUUUGUUUUUCUUUUAAAGAAAUGAGUAUAUAUGAGAGUAUACAAGAAGAAAUAUCAGUGAGUUUAAAAUCAGAACAAAAAUUACGUUGUCACAUUGGGGAAAAGGAUAGGCUACUAAAAGGAGAACAUAGAAAGAUAAUUUUUUUAAAAGAUUGGAUUUACUUCUUAUAUAGAAUCUGAUUCAUACUUUUAGAUUUGCACUGGGGGAAACAUAUUAACUAAAAACGGAUACACAAUAAAGAAUUCUAAGUGGUUCAUUAAGAAUGACAUUACUAUGUACACCCAAAUAGGCUGUACUACAAUGACUAAAUUACUGGUAAGGUUAUCAGAGGAUAAAUGUCAGACUUCUGCUAAAAUGUAGGAGAUUUUGUAAUGAUGCCAUUUUUAUAUUCUUAAUAAAUGGCAGAUGGACAAGAACAGGACUGUGAAUGAUAAAGUAUAAGAAAAAUGCCCUGGGAGAAAAAUGAAAGUAUGGGAAAAUGGCAUUUGGACAACUGAAAUUGAAUGUAUCUGUUACAGAUGUCUGAAUGAGUUACUUAGCCAAAUUUCCCUCAAGCCUAUUAGAAGUUGACAUUAUGAAUUGGGAUUAAGAGUCUCCAGAGGUUUCCAUUUCAAACAAAAUUUUAGAAAUCGGUGCAGCAUUCAACUUCACAUUUCAUUUUUUUUGUAGCAAAUGGUAAUAAAUAGUCACAAGGAGAAACUAAAGAUUGCUGUUUAUUAAAUUUCUCUUUAAAAAUACAGUCAAGAAAAACUAUUUAGCCUUAAUGGUUUUUUUUUUUAGAUAAAAUAUGCUGGUGAUAUGAAACAAAAAGUGACUAUUAAUUAUGAGUUUCUUUUUAAUUUACAAAAGCACUGGAAAUUCUAAAUCACAUUUCUCCCCUCCAACCUGUACCCACUCUUGACUUUGACUCAAUAGUGAAAAUACAGGUGUGUUACUCUGUAGAUAACAACUUCAGAAUAACCAUGGAUCAAUUUUAUGGUCACUCUGAAUUUUCAUGUCAUUAAUUACAUAAAAAUUGAUGAUACCUCAUACCAUAUUACAAUAUAUUUCAGAUUUGUUUUCAUUUUGCCUAAGACAAAAUACCCAUGGUUGAACUAUAUUUGGGGGUUGGCAGGGAUGGAGCUGUAUCUUAUCUCACCAAAAAUUUGGUUGAUCGCUUUAUUUCUUCACAUAAAGCUGCCUUUCCUUUCUAAAAACGAUCACAAACGUAUUUUCUAUUGGCCUAUUCUUAUUAUCGUGUCUAAACUAAUAUUGCAUUAGGUUUUGAACUUAUUUCUGAUAAACAUAAGCUACUCCUAUUAAACUAUUAUUUAAAUACUUCAGUCAAUUUUACCAAUAACAAAGGCAUCAUACUUCAAGUUUUCUCUUUUUAUUAUGAGUAUAUGAUUUUUCUACAGGAUGGUUCCUCUUCAUUUGAAAUUUUGCCAAACUUCACUUUUCUAUACUCUCUGCAUAUUUUUUUUGUUAAGUUACACACAUUGGAAACCCUAAAUCCCAGUCUGCCCUAUAACCUCUCCCCACCAAUCUCCAUCUGGUAUAGAAUCAGUUUCAGGAACACAGAUCCAAGAGAUUGUCUAUUUAUGAUGUUCUUAGGAUGGACCAGACCCAGAGAUGUGCCAUGAACCAAGGCAAUUUGGAAG
Molecule: messenger RNA, 3043 nt
Organism: Ceratotherium simum simum (southern white rhinoceros)
Lineage: Eukaryota; Metazoa; Chordata; Mammalia; Perissodactyla; Rhinocerotidae
Gene: RAB27B
Product: RAB27B, member RAS oncogene family
Molecular function (GO): GTPase activity; GTP binding
Source: RefSeq, a predicted model, not a curated record